This is a messenger RNA of Cornus florida, 648 nucleotides long. Its product is annotated as GPI-anchored protein LLG3-like. The coding region runs from base 55 to 555 and encodes 166 amino acids. The transcript has 3 exons. The record is from RefSeq and is a predicted model, not a curated record. NCBI's taxonomy places the organism in Eukaryota, Viridiplantae, Streptophyta, Magnoliopsida, Cornales, Cornaceae.
AGGUACCAUACCAUUUUGGUCGAUCGAAGACGGUCGAUCUUCUUUCAAAACAAAAUGGUGUUCAAUGCAUGCUUAUCUUUGACCCUUUUCUUCCUUCUGACUGGCUUGGCCUCAUCAACCUUCAUUUCAUAUGCAAUCUUGGGGUCUCAUGGAUCCACGAGCCGUACCCUUCUUCAGGCCAAAGCAGCUUGCUCUGUAGACUUUGAGAUUCAGAACUACACAAUCAUCACAAGCCAGUGCAAAGGACCCCCAUACUCACCCAAACCUUGCUGCGAGGGCUUCAAACAAUUCGCUUGCCCUUUUACUGACCAGAUCAAUGACGGAAAGAGCAAUUGUGCUUCCACCAUGUUCAGCUAUAUACAUGUUUAUGGGAGGUACCCGCCAGGCCUGUUUGCCAGUCUCUGCAAGGAAGGUAUGGAAGGUCUUAGUUGUAAAGACACCGGGAACGCAUCCACCAAAAAUUCUGACAAGAAGAGUGGUCAUCAUGCUCUGUUAGAUUGUACUCAGUUCCCCGAGAUUUGCGACAUUUAUAGAAACAUGAUACCAGAGGAGUAAUUAUGUUUUCUAUUCUCUAUAUAUAUUUGGUUUUACACUCAAAUUUACAAAUGUGUAUUUGGUUACCAUCGAAAGUAUAAUAAAUAUGGUUAA